Telopea speciosissima is the source of this 907-nucleotide messenger RNA. Its product is annotated as protein COFACTOR ASSEMBLY OF COMPLEX C SUBUNIT B CCB1, chloroplastic. Bases 73 to 885 code for a protein of 270 amino acids. The record is from RefSeq and is a predicted model, not a curated record. The transcript is spliced from 4 exons. NCBI's taxonomy places the organism in Eukaryota, Viridiplantae, Streptophyta, Magnoliopsida, Proteales, Proteaceae.
UUCACUUUUAAUGGGGUGAGAGAAGCAGAAGACGAGUGUCAAAACCCAGUAGUAACCCACAGAUACAAGCAAAUGGCAGCAAAGCUUCUGUUGCCUCCUUUAUCUUCGCAUCCUCUGCCUCCUCGAAAAUUCGAAGCCGGAGAGGGCACAAAUAAUCAAAUAUGGCUUGGAGGGCAUAAAUGUGUGAGAACCAAAAGGCUCGCAGUCCGUGUCUCUCUCCAUGAUUCUCUUGCAUCUUCAGUUUCGACUGCUGCUGAUAUGGUUCAUCAGCAUCAUCAUCAUCUCCAACACCUCCCUCUUUACUCUCUUGCAGAGAGCGUGGGUUAUUCCUUGGCCAGCUAUUACACUUCCCUAGGUCUCUUCGUCAUUUCUGUUCCGGGCCUAUGGUCUCUCAUCAAGCGUUCCGUAAAAUCCAAGAUUGUGCAGAAGACUUUCAUCAGGGAAGAAGAAGGGAAGAAAGCACCAAAUCAGAUUGCAGGAGAAAUUUUAUCUUACUUCACUCGCAACAAUUUUGUGGUGUCUGAUCGAGGAGAGACCAUAACGUUUGAAGGGAUGAUGAUUCCGAGCAGGGGCCAAGCCGCAUUGCUUACGUUCUGUACAUGUAUAAGUCUGGCAAGCGUUGGGCUUGUUCUAACUAUUACCGUUCCGGAGGUGGGAGACAAAUGGUACUACCUCACCAUUUUAAGCCCACUGGCAGGUGUAUACUAUUGGAAGCGAGCUUCAAGAAAAGAGCAGAUCAAGGUGAAGAUGAUGGUGGAUGAAAAGGGCAGCCUCUCUGAGAUCCUAGUCCAGGGAGAUGAUCAGCAGAUCGAGCAGAUGAGGAAGGACCUUCAGCUCAGCGAGAAAGGCAUGGUCUAUGUCAAAGGCAUCUUUGAGAGAUCAUGAUCAACGCUUCGCUUCCUUCGCU